Molecule: messenger RNA, 1415 nt
Organism: Vitis vinifera (wine grape)
Lineage: Eukaryota; Viridiplantae; Streptophyta; Magnoliopsida; Vitales; Vitaceae
Product: probable carboxylesterase 2
Exons: 1
Coding region: 151-1248 (365 amino acids)
Molecular function (GO): hydrolase activity
Source: RefSeq, a predicted model, not a curated record
UAAAUGGAGCAUAGGCUUAGCUCUACCUUAAUUUCAUCAUCAGCCACAGUGAUAACAGUAUAUAAACAUGAAAGGCAAAUCAUACAGUCAAUAAAAUAAGAGUCUUGAGUGAGACAUCUGGGGCGCAAGAGUCCAUACCUAACUCCAAAAAUGAAUUCUCCACUGUUCACUUCGUGUAGAAAUUAUUCUCCUAUAGGCUAUAAAUUGACUGUUAAUCUUCGGAAUACCAUCGGCCUCUUGUUCUACGCUGUGGUACCAGUGGCAUUUUUUAAGUCUUCUCAGUUUUUGAUGGAUUCAAGCAAGCCAAAAGUUAUUCAUGAGGUCGUUCCCUACCUCAGGGUAUACGAAGACGGAACCAUCGAGAGACUCCUCGGCACCGAGGUCACGCCCGCAGCUUUUGAUCCUCAAACCGGCGUGGUAUCCACAGACGUCGUCGUCGUACCUGAAACCGGUGUCUCCGCUAGACUCUACCGUCCCAAGCUCACACCCAACAACCAAAAACUUCCCCUCGUGGUGUACUUCCACGGUGGGGCAUUUUGCAUUUCAUCAGCCGCUGAUCCCAAAUACCACCACUGUCUCAACACCCUAGUCGCAACGGCUAACGUCAUCGCUGUGUCGGUGAAUUACCGGCGAGCUCCUGAGCAUCCACUUCCGGCUGCGUACGACGAUUCCUGGGCGGUGCUUCAGUGGGUGGCUUCCCACUCGGUGGGAGGCGAAGGCAGUGAAGCCUGGGUCAGGGACGACGUUGACUUCGAGAGAGUGUUCCUGGUAGGUGACAGUGCUGGUGCCAAUAUAGCACACCAUCUAGCUUUGAGGAUUGUGGGAUCCAGGUCAGCCCAAAGGAUGAAGCUUGUUGGGAUUGGUUUAAUCCAUCCCUAUUUUUGGGGAGAAGACCAAAUUGGGUCGGAGGCAAAGGAUCCGGUGAGGAAGGCAAUGGUGGAUAAAUGGUGGCAACUUGUUUGCCCGUCUGGAAGGGGAAACGAUGAUCCACUCAUAAACCCGUUUGUGGAUGGGGCCCCGAGUUUCAAAGACUUGGGGUGUGAUAAGGUGCUGGUGUGUGUGGCAGAGAGAGACAUACUGAGGGAUAGAGGGCGGCUGUAUUAUGAAACAUUGGUGAAGAGUGGGUGGGGAGGAACAGCGGAGAUGGUGGAGACAGAAGGCGAGGACCACGUCUUCCAUAUAUUUCAGGCCGACAGUGACAAGGCUCGAAGCUUGGUCAGAAGCGUGGCUUCAUUUAUAAAUCACUAGGCGUAAGCGGUAGGAUUGCAUUCAACAUAGAUUUAAGGAAAUAAAAUUGUCAAGUAACCGACGCUAGUAUUUGUCAAUCUUAUGAAGUGGUGUUCUAUACCCUGCAACUUAUUGAUAAAGUAUAUGAUAUUAAGCCUUGAAAACAAUCCAAUAAUCUAUUAAUUUAA